AUGACGUCAAUACAGAUAACUGUCCCUGCUGCCUACUUGCGGGGAGGAACGAGCAAGGCGCUCUUCUUCCACGAACGAGAUAUCCCACCCUAUGGGCCAGACCGAGACCGGUUCUUGAUGCGUGUCAUGGGCUCGCCAGACCACAUGCAAAUCGAUGGCAUGGGCGGUACAUACCCCGUGACGUCCAAGGUCGCCAUCGUAAGGCCGUCGGACCGCGAGGAUGCCGAUGUGGAUUUCAUAUUCGCUCAAGUGUCUGUAAACGAGAGCUUCGUAGACUAUGACGCCACAUGUGGAAAUAUAUCCGCCGGGGUUGGACCUUUCGCAAUCAAUGAGGGACUCGUGAAAGAGAGGAGAUUGGGGAAAAUGGCAGAGGGAUAUACCACCCAAGAAGUCAGGAUAUACCAGCCACUAAGCACGCAGAAAGCUCUCAUGGCGCAUGUGCCCAUCAGUGAGAAAACGGGUAGGUUUGUCGAAAAGGGAGAAUAUCGAAUCGCUGGCUGUCCAGGAAGCGGAUCGCCCAUACUCAUGGACUAUCGCGAGACGACUGGAGGCGGCGUUCACAAAGGACUCAUGCCAACCGGCCAGCCGGUCAACGAAAUGGAUAUCGAUGGCCAUACGAUUGAAUACACUAUCUGCGACGCAGCGCACAUCAUCGCCUUCGCUAGAGCUGUCGACUUCGGACUCCAGGGCAACGAACAUCCCCGAGCCAUCAACGAGGACAAAGGGCUCUUGAAAAGAGUUCGAGAAUUUCGAGGCAAGGCAGCACACUCAGUCGGCUUGUGUCGCGAGCCAUCAACAGUCGACGAGGACUCACCUAUCCUACCAAUGAUAGCGUUGAUAUCAGAGCCUUCACAGGAGGACGCACACAUCCAAUCGAGGCUUUUCCUGGACAACGCAUGUCAUUCGGCUAUGGCAGGUGCAGGGGCGACGUGUACAGCUGCGUGUAGCCGGAUGCCUGGUUCGCUGGUCGCCCAGCUCAUGAGCCAGUCUGCUCUGAAAGACAAGGUGUUCAACGUCCAGCAUCCGUCCGGCGUGUUGCCUAUCUCGAUUGAUACAGAGGGUUCUGGAGACGAUGGAAUGCCAAUCUUCAAGACUCUUUCGUUCGUUAGGACUGCUAGGUAUCUCUUUAAGGGAUAG
This is a messenger RNA of Zasmidium cellare ATCC 36951, 1137 nucleotides long. RefSeq lists its product as uncharacterized. Bases 1 to 1137 code for a protein of 378 amino acids. The transcript is spliced from 3 exons. NCBI's taxonomy places the organism in Eukaryota, Fungi, Ascomycota, Dothideomycetes, Mycosphaerellales, Mycosphaerellaceae. The record is from RefSeq and is a predicted model, not a curated record.